Molecule: messenger RNA, 279 nt
Organism: Mesorhabditis belari
Lineage: Eukaryota; Metazoa; Nematoda; Chromadorea; Rhabditida; Rhabditidae
Source: the annotation of a GenBank genome assembly
AUGUUCGCGCGAGUAAACGAUCGAUUCACGUUGCCGUACAGUGAGAAAAUAGCGCUUCGCGGAACGCUGCGCGAAUUGUUGACGCGAUACACGAAAACAAAUGAAAAUCGAGUGCUUUCGAUUGCGAUUCAUUUCGACAAAGCUGAGAAAAAGACAGGUGCAAAAUCGACGGCGAUCGAGGGUUUAUCGGCUCCCGAAGAAUGUGCGGCCACUUUUCGCGCUGAACUUCUCCCGUUGAAGCCAUUGAGAGGCGUGGACGAGAACAACGCCGAUGACAAC